Molecule: messenger RNA, 375 nt
Organism: Bactrocera tryoni
Lineage: Eukaryota; Metazoa; Arthropoda; Insecta; Diptera; Tephritidae
Product: cuticle protein LPCP-23-like
Exons: 2
Coding region: 37-375 (112 amino acids)
Source: RefSeq, a predicted model, not a curated record
GUUCGUAAAGAAGUCCAAAAACCCAAAACUAUCAAAAUGUUCAAAUUGUUCGCUGUCUGCUUCUUGGCUGUCUUCGCUGGUGCCUUCGGCGCUGCUAACCCCGGUCUCUUGGCUGCUCCAUUGGCUUACUCCGCUCCUUUAGCCGCUGCCCCAGUUGCUGCUGCCUAUGCCGCUCCAGUCGCCGCUGCUUACUCCGCGCCCCUCGCCUAUACCGCAGGAUAUGCUGGUUACGUCGCACCAUACGCCAGCAGCUACUCAGCUCACUCGAUCGCCCACUCCGCCGCUUUCCCAGCUGCCUAUGCCGCCGCUCCAGUAGUCGCUGCUCCAGCACCAGUGCUUGCUGCUGCCCCAGCAGUUGCUGUAUUGAAGAAAUAG